Molecule: messenger RNA, 6599 nt
Organism: Gadus morhua (Atlantic cod)
Lineage: Eukaryota; Metazoa; Chordata; Actinopteri; Gadiformes; Gadidae
Gene: hipk1b
Product: homeodomain interacting protein kinase 1b
Exons: 17
Coding region: 72-3599 (1175 amino acids)
Biological process (GO): peptidyl-serine phosphorylation; smoothened signaling pathway; intrinsic apoptotic signaling pathway in response to DNA damage by p53 class mediator
Cellular component (GO): nucleus; PML body; cytoplasm
Molecular function (GO): protein tyrosine kinase activity; ATP binding; protein serine/threonine kinase activity
Source: RefSeq, a predicted model, not a curated record
CUCAUUACGUGGUUAGUUCCGGCGAAAAGUGGAUUUGCUGCUGCCAGAGGGGCUGCUGUAUCUUUAGAGCCAUGAGCUCCCAGCUGCAGGUCUUCUCCCCUCCCUCCAUCUCCUCCAGUGCCUUUUGCCGGGUCAAGAAGCUGAAGGUGGAGAGCAACGUGUGGGAUGUGUCCACUACUGAGGGCUAUGGCUCCAUGGCCGGACCCUCAGCCUACAGUUUCAACCCGGCCCUGGCUGUGCCGCCCUUCGCCCCCUCCCUGGUCUUCCCCCCGGUGGCGCCUGGCUCCAGGGGGCAGGUGGUGGUGAGGGCGGCCGACAGCACAGGCAGUGCCCCGCGGGGCUCGGGCCGACGCCUCGCCAACGAACAGGCCACCUCUUACGGCCACACCCACGCCGAGGCGGCCUCCGACACGCGGGCCCACCGCCACGGCCAGAAGAGGAAGGCGGAGGAGGCCAGCGAGGGCAGCGGCUGUGGCAGCGUCCAGAUCCUGGAGGAGCUUUCGGCCCCCGCCGCGACCUACUCCACCCGCACGGUGGGUGGCGGGGGAGGGGGCACGGGGCAGUCCAUCCCCCACUCGGCCACCACCACCAAGAGCAGCAGCUCCAACGGCGAGGGUGACUACCAGCUGGUGCAGCACGAGAUCCUGUGCUCCAUGGCCUGCAGCUACGAGGUGCUGGAAUUCCUGGGCAGGGGGACCUUCGGACAGGUGGCCAAGUGCUGGAAGAGGGGCACCAACGAGAUAGUGGCCAUCAAGAUCCUCAAGAACCACCCCUCCUACGCUCGCCAGGGCCAGAUCGAGGUUGGUAUCCUCAAUCGUUUGAGUGCGGAGAAUGCGGAUGAGUACAACUUUGUGCGUUCGUACGAGUGCUUCCAACACAAGGGCCACACCUGCCUGGUGUUUGAGAUGCUGGAGCAGAAUCUGUACGACUUCCUGAAGCACAGCAAGUUCAGCCCUCUUCCCCUGCGCCACAUCCGGCCCAUCUUACAACAGGUGGCCACAGCCCUGAUGAAGCUGAAGAGUUUGGGGCUAAUCCACGCCGAUCUGAAGCCAGAGAAUAUCAUGCUGGUGGAUCCCCUGAGACAGCCCUACCGGGUGAAGGUCAUCGACUUUGGCUCCGCCAGCCACGUCUCCAAGGCCGUCUGCUCCACAUACCUGCAGUCCAGAUACUACAGGGCGCCAGAGAUCAUUCUCGGCCUGCCCUUCUGCGAGGCCAUCGACAUGUGGUCCCUGGGCUGUGUGAUCGCAGAGCUGUUCCUGGGCUGGCCUCUGUACCCUGGAGCCUCGGAGUACGACCAGAUCCGCUACAUCUCCCAGACCCAGGGCCUGCCGGCAGAAUAUCUGCUUAGUGCCGGCACAAAGACCAGCCGCUUCUUCAACCGCGGCACAGACUCCAGCUACCCCCUCUGGAGACUCAAGACUCCUUCAGAGCAGGAGGUGGAGCUGGGCAUCAAGUCAAAGGAGGCCAGGAAAUACAUCUUCAACUGUCUGGAUGAUAUGAUGCAGGUCAACUUGUCUUCCCACCUGGAGGGAACAGACAUGCUGGCAGAGAAGGCCGACCGGAGGGAAUUCAUAGACCUCUUGAAAAGGAUGCUCCGAUUGGACGCAGACAAGAGGAUCACGCCCACAAAAACCCUGGGUCACCCCUUCGUCACGAUGAGCCACCUCAUGGAUUACCCCCACAGCUCUCAUGUGAAGUCGUGCUUUCAGAACAUGGAGAUCUGCAAGAGACGGAGCUCCUCCUACGAAAACAGCAAAUCCCUGUACUCCACCAACACUGUUCCCAGUGCCUCCGCGGGCAACCUCACGGUCACCUUUAGCAGUCAGCUCAACCAGCACAACCAGGUGCCUUCAGCAGCGGGGACGGUGCCACUGCUCAACUACCAGCCGGCUCUGUACCAGCAGGCUACCAUCAACAUUCCCGGUCUGACCCAGCAGGGCGUCCCGCUGCAGACCCGCGCUGCCGGCCUGUGCAGCCAGGCGGAGCCCUUCCAGCAGACGCUCAUCGUCUGCCCCCCCACCACCAUCCAAGGGCUGCAGUCCUCCAACAAGAGCGGCGCCUACCCUGUGAGGAUGGAUAACUCUGUGCCCAUAGUACCUCAGAACCAGUCGGCCCAGUCACUGCAGCUCCCGCCCAGCAUGCUCACCCAGGGCUCCUGCACCCCCCUGAUGGUGGCCACCCUGCACCCUCCGUCAGCAGGCCUAGCCCCCCAGUACUCUCUGCCCCUAGGGCUGGGCGCGGGGGUGUCCCGGCCCACCCUGCUGGAGCACACAGCCACAGUGCUGCAGGCCUGGCCCACCGGCACCCAGCAGAUCCUCAUCCCGUCGUCUUGGCAACAGGUCCCGGGCGUGGCCAUCCACGGCACGGCCCCCCCGUCGGCCGUGGUGGAGUCGCCGCUGGGAGUGCUCCACUCGGGCGUGGCCUCGCAGCAGGCCCACAGCUGGAGGUGGGUGGACCGGCCAGGUCAGCAUCUCCUCGGCUGGGACAAGGGGCAGCUCGGUGACCACGUCUCGUGUUUGUUGUCCCCCAGGAGCACAGCCCAGACCAGGUCCCAGCCGGAGAGGAAGAAGGUUAAGGCCCGGCGGGGAGAGAGCAGGAACAGGGGUCUGUCCACUACAUCACUGCUCAGCAGCAGUGAUGUGACGCCCGCGGUACUGUCCCAGCCCAUCAUCAUCUCGGACACGCCCAGCCCUGCAGUCAGCAUCAUCACCAUCCACAGUGACACGGACACGGAGGACGAGCGCAAGUUCCACCCCGCCAGUGUGAGUCUCAGCCAGAGGACCAACGUCAUCAGCUGCGUGACGGUGCACGACUCGGACUCGUCCAACGCCAGCCCGCUGACCCCGCUGACCCCGCUGGGCCGCGGCCACCUGCCCUCCAGCGUGCUGUCCUCCCGCCAGCACGCCAGGUCCCUGGCCGUGGUGGCGCCCUCCGUCAAGGCCCCGGCGUCGGACCGGGGCGCCGGCCCCCGCUCCCGCACCGAUACUGUGAACUACAUGAAGCCCAAGAGGUCUGCCAACCGCCAGACCUGCGGCUCCCGGGACGAUGCUGAGCGCCAGGGGCCCGCACCCAGCCAGUCACACCCCCUGAACCUCAGCCAGGUGCAGCCCGUGGUGUCCUCCUCCCAGGAGCGCCUCCGGGCGUCCCACCACCACCACCACCACCACCACCACUCUGCCGGCUCCUCCGCCCGCCGGCAGCAGACCUUCCUCCCCGCGACCCACUUCAGCUUCCCGGACGCGUCGGCCCUGACCGCGGCCCCGGGCGCCGGCCUCUACACCUACCCGGCGUCGGCGGCGCUCUCCUCGGCCUCCCAGGCCAUGGAGCAGCUCCUGGGCCACGCGCACGCCGCCGGCGGCCACGGACACUCCCCGGCCGGCUACGCCACGGCGGCCUCCUACGCCAGCGCCUCCUCGGCCCGCCGGGACGCCGCGGCCCGCAAGGACCAGGUGGCGGCCGGCCUGCUGCACGCGCUCCCGGCCGCCUACCAGCACCCCUUCGCCACCGCCUCGCCCUACGUCAGCGUGACGCCCCGCGCCGAGGCCUACGGAGCUUACCAGCUCAGCCCCCGUCGCCUGCCCCAGUACCCCUACCUAUAGAGGGGGUCCCCCUGGCUGUACCCCUACCUAUAGAGGGGGUCCCCCUGGCUGUACCCCUACCUAUAGAGGGGGUCCCCCUGGCUGUACCCCUACCUAUAGAGGGGUCGUCUCCAUACCCUGACACAUAGAGAGCUUCUCCCAGGCAGUAACAGUGUUUCCCAUACAUAGACCAAUGUGUGGCUGUUAGGACUCCACGUCUUACCCCCCCCCCCCCCCUGCCACAUAUUGCUACCUGGUCUGUGGGAAACACUGAGUAUCCUUUCUUACCUGUGUGCACCAGGUCUGUGCCCUUACCCACAGAAGGGUUCUCAAAGCGCGCCCACCCAUAAAGAGGGUCACCCGCCUCGCCUCGGCAGAGGCCUCUGUCCUCGUACCCCUAGCCCCCCAGAGCUCUCCCAGUACCCAGUCCUAGGCCUCGGAGGGUGGGCCUAACUCCCUCCCUCGGUCGCUAAGGGAGCCCAGAAGGCUGGUCUCUAGUGCAGGGCAGUGGUCAGGGUGGAAGCACAGGGGUUAUAUCAACUAUUAAACUGCUGCAGUUCACUAUAAGAAACCCCUUUUCACCAUGUCUAGUUUAAAUGCUCCUUUUAAACUCAUUUUUAAUGUUUUAUCCAACAUUUUGCAUUAUUUGACCUUGUAUCGGUUUAAUUAUCAUUUUAGGAUGUGUGUUUAGUUUUUAACACCCUCUCUAUUUUGUCCCUCCCCAUUUUAUUCAGAAGUGGGAUUUGGCGUUGUGAUAUAUGUUUGACACCCGUUUUGUUCAAGCGAUAGGGCUUUCUGUGAUAAGAGGAAUACUUCCUGUAACAUGACACUUUGCCUAUGCCCUGAAGCCUUGCACAAAAGGCUUGUUGAUCGCUGGCAAAAAAAAAAAACAAGGCUGGCCCGAAUUAUUCGAAUAUUCGAAUACUCGUUCUGAAAAUUAGUAUUCGAAGCUUAAAUCAGUAUUCGGAGCUUCGUUUUUUUUUCCACGUACGUGACAGAUCGAGGGAGGCAAACUAUAAGCGGCACCAAGCAGAGACGCGAGAGAGGUGGAGGAAGAUUAUAUAUCUUGUUUCCCUUUACUUUGUAACACAUCAGCGGGAUCUCGGGAGGAAAAGUAAUGCCUAGCGAAAUGCUAACCUUAGCUUAGUUGGUUGUUUACGUUCGCUGUACAGCGCCGCGCCAAUCAACUGUGACUGGCUUGCUGCAGAGCGUGAGCGUCUUGGCAAUACCCGGUCAAUAUAUUGGAUAUAAUAUGGACACAUACGACAAUCAAUAUUCGGUAUUUGUUAUGGAUUUAUGUACAAAGUCCCUGAAAAGAUGCACGUUCCAGGAUGAAUUGAAAAGCUCCCCUAACGGCUGAGGUGGUAGAGGACAGCUGAUUUGGAACGGAACAACAGCUGUUCGCUUCCACGGGGGAAAACUAAAAACUCCAACUUACUUGGGCCUUCUAAUUAACGUUAAAAAGAUAUUAAAUCUUCAACAAAAUAUGCAGAUACUGUCAAACUCGGUUCCAGGGAGUAUAUAGGUAUUAUUAAUGUUGUUUUUGAUGGUGUGUUUUUCUGGAACGAGUAUUCGAAUAUUCGCUCGGAAAAACCAACGAGUAUUCGAAGCCUGAAAAAUGACAUUCGGGCCAGCCCCUGUCCCAUGAGUUAAGUUAGUAAGUUUUAUGUGAGGCACUAAUCCCAUGAUAUUUCCUGUGUUUUGGCUCAUGUGUUUUGGCUGUAUCACUACAUUCAUCACAAAUAGUACUUAUUUUAUAAUGCAUAAAUUAUGUUUUUUGUCAGUGUGAGUUCGUUGAAGAUUUAUUCACUACCCGAGAGAAGUCCAUCUGCUGAGAAAGGCAUGGAUGGGACCGUGAUGGUUGUUUUUUAAUUUAAAAAAAUGCACAUGUGAUAGUGUCACAAUUAAUGUACUAAGUGUUUUAGGAAGGGCGCAUAUGGACCUUAUGCAAUAGAAACAUUUGAACUUCAUCAACUGUGAGUGCUGAAUGUAUUUAUCAAGUUAAACGUAUAGUGAUGGAUUGCGUGCCCAUCUUCAGGAACAAAGGAAUCCUCAAGUUUUAACAUGUAACGAAAAUGGACUUGGGAAAGAUUACUGUAUCCCCUCCUCUACCCGACACUCCGAGAUUACCAAAACUUCCUGGAAAUACCUGCUGAUCAUUAGCCAGAGAAUUGCUUUUUGUGGAGUAUUUUCUAGAUUACAUUUAUAUAAAAAAAAUAUGACUAGAUUUCUUACUAUUUUCCAUGUUUUAGAAACUAGCUCAUUAUAUUAAUCAAUAUACUUUAGCUAGAAUAUCCCAUUCUUUGAUCCAACAGUACUAAUGGAUUUAAUUGUAGCGUGAUGUUUAAGAGGCUAUAACGGCGUAAUCUCUGAUUUGUACCGACCCACUCGCGUGCUCACACAUACGUAAAUGAUGCUCUGCUGGCUUACACUGUCCAGAAUGGGACGCAGUAAGCGCGGCAAGUAACAUGCAAAGAACACGUACUAACACAAACUAGUAUUUUUAAUCAGAAACUAAUUUCAUUUGUUGUAAUCUUGUAUUUAUUUAACCAUUCCCAAUGAGUAGUACCAUAUUUGAAUAUACAUGCAAAGUUUGCAAGUGGGAUUUUUAAGUCUUGCUCGGAUGUAUUGUGGUGAAUGUAAACCACAACUGCAUCCUGCAUAAUAUGGUAUCGCUCGUGAUUAUUGAUGGUUUGUCUGUACGCUUAACCUUACGGAUGCACACUUGUCAUAAGCUCUCUGUUGGAAGUACACAUGGCUUUAAGUUUUGUAACAGUGUGGCAGACUUUCUCCCUCCGUCUGUGGUCAAGCAAGUUUCUCCUGGAAUCCUGAAACGAAAGGCUUUUGGAUUUGAUCUCAUCCCCAUUUGUUUUCAUAUGUCUUGCUGUUAAAUGUAUUUUUGGCUGUUGAUAUCCCAUCCUUCCAUGGCAUUGUUAAGAAGUUAUCUGGUAGACUAAUUCAGGGAUAAGGUUUCAGUUCAAACUAUCGUCACUGUUUUUCAAUAAAAUAACCUCAAGUCCA